This is a messenger RNA of Aureobasidium pullulans EXF-150, 1032 nucleotides long. RefSeq lists its product as uncharacterized. Bases 213 to 692 code for a protein of 159 amino acids. The record is from RefSeq and is a predicted model, not a curated record. The transcript has a single exon. NCBI's taxonomy places the organism in Eukaryota, Fungi, Ascomycota, Dothideomycetes, Dothideales, Saccotheciaceae. Gene Ontology annotation, cellular component: Ctf18 RFC-like complex. Gene Ontology annotation, biological process: mitotic sister chromatid cohesion.
GCCUUGCAAGCGGGCGAAGCCAAUCAAGCCCAAAAAGGCAAUUCGUUUUGCGGCGCGUCUUCCUCGAGACUUCCGAGCCCAUCAUGAAGUGAAUCAAUACAUCAACAUCAAAACUAGGCCGUCACAUCUCGCCGGCUUCCCCAGAUACUAUCGAAGAUCCAGAGAAAAUACACACCAAAACUCGAGAGAAGACGAUCAACACCUCCGAAAACAUGUCUACUCAAUCCUUCCCAUCAGUCACACCAGUCCACAUAUCAAAAUCCAUCUCGACAUCAUCAGCACCAACGGAGGACCCUAACAACCCACUGCCUCAACUUUUGCACACACCUUCCGGACUCGCGAUAAUCGAACUUCAAGGAACCAUCAACUUCCCCCAAUCCAACCCUACAGAAGAAGACUCCUCCGACGCCAAUAACACAAUCACGUCGUCAACAGAAGUCGGACGCUUAGUAUUUCCCCUCUAUACACCAGGCAUCUCAGAUCCCAACAGUGGAGCAUGGAUGAAGCGUGUUUACUUCUACAUCGGCAAACAUCAACGCAUGACCGGCGAGAUCAAGAAAUUACCGAAGCCGCUGGCUGUGUUGAGGAAAUCACAGAGCGGAGAGGAAGGUGCAGUUGAGAUCGUGGAGAUUGUGAGGUACAAGGUUCUGUUUGGAAGUAGGCCUGAGCCUGUGAGUGAGGAUUUGGCCUGAGAGAUCGAGGAAAAUGGGUGCAGGAAGUUUCCAUCAAGGAUGGGGCAGGCUUGGAGAAGGAUUGAGGAUGCAAGUGUUACGAGAAUGAUGCGUCUGACAUGAGUCCUACAAGCGCUUAUGGAGACCGAGGUCUCGCAUUAGUUAGACCUAGGCACGGUAAAAACUGGCCGUCUCCUAUACAUGUUACCCUCGUGUCUAUUGAUGCACCGUCGGUUCGAUGUAAGCAAAUUUAUAGACGAAGCCCUCCUCACAUGGAGGAUCAUCCGGCCGAAUCGGAUGAAUUUUCCCGCUCAGUACGGAGUAACAGCACCUCGUAGCACGAUGCAAUUGGAAAACCAUG